Molecule: messenger RNA, 2536 nt
Organism: Mya arenaria
Lineage: Eukaryota; Metazoa; Mollusca; Bivalvia; Myida; Myidae
Product: solute carrier family 23 member 2-like
Exons: 10
Coding region: 593-2434 (613 amino acids)
Biological process (GO): transmembrane transport
Cellular component (GO): membrane
Molecular function (GO): transmembrane transporter activity
Source: RefSeq, a predicted model, not a curated record
UUCUGUAUCAUACCGGAUCAAUAUGCAUGGCAGAAGCAACCUGAAUGAGUGUCAUGUAUACACGAUAGUCUGCUUGUUGUUUUCUGUGUCACUGUAUACUCGGUUUUGAUAUUGAAAUAAUCCGGUAAUAACAAUAUGUUGCUUUUUCUUGGUUAUAGUGCUGCUGAAAAACAAUAACCCACAAGUCGUUAUUUUUGCACUAAUCGUUGCUGCUGUGGGAAAGUAUUGCAGUAUUGAUGUUUACAGUUUUGCUUCGUUUAGUCUGUGUGUUCGUAUCGACUGCAAAACAACUGUUAGUGUGUCAUUUCAGCGUGCUUUGUGGAUUUAACUGGCUUAAAUGUGUAUACUGUAAUAAAUUUAAGCGACAUUUAUAAACUUUCUGAUAUAAAGUAAAUCAAGCGAUAAACAUUAUGUUUUUAAGAUCUAUCAAAGAUAGCGACAAUUCAUUCGACGAUUUUGCCAUUCUCCUUGCGUCAUGCUCUUUUUCGGUCGUACAGCAAGGAGUCGAUCAAUCCGUAAUUAAGCUGACUGCGUACCCCGGUAAAAUAGUGAAACGAAUUAUUGUGCGGAUUUUUCUAACAUUAAUGAUAUCAUGAACGUUGAAUGUAGUGGUCACUCAGUGGGUGACCAACGAAACGACGGUGACAUCGAUACGAAUGACGUCAGAGCUGACGUAACACUGGGAGUUGAUAUCCAGGCGGAAGAUGAUUGGAUGCAGUAUGCGGUCGGAGACAACCCUCCUAUCCUGUUAUCUCUUUUUUGCGGACUUCAGCAAGUGUUAUUAAGCAUCAGUUCUACAAUAUCCAUUCCGCUGAUCGUUGCCAGGGAGAUCUGCGCGGGCGACCUUGACCUUGUCAAGUCUGAGAUCCUGUCGACCUUCCUUUUUAUGUGUGGUGUAUGUACCAUCCUUCAGACCACUGUUGGUGUAAGACUUCCGAUUAUCCAAGGCGGUUGCCACAAGUUCAUCCCGGCCGUGACCGCACUAAUGGCGCUCCCAAUGUGGAAGUGCCCGGAUUUUGCGGCGGCCGGCGUUGGCGGUAACGUCACUUCAGGAAAUGGUACAAAUGUCACGUUUGAGCUGGACAGGACUGAGAUAUGGCAGAGUCGGAUGAGAGAGAUACAGGGCGGAAUAAUCCUAGCAUCACUGGUGCAAGUGUUUAUUGGGUGCACGGGAAUUCUGGGUUUCAUCCUCCACUAUAUCGGACCAAUCACUAUCGUGCCUACCAUCACACUGGUCGGACUGUCGCUGAUUGACGUGGCCCUCAGAUUCUGUCAGGUCCACUGGGGAAUCAGCUCAUUGACGGUGUUUCUAGUGUUCCUGUUUUCUCUGUACAUGACUGAAAUACGGAUCCCGUUUCCCGCCUACAACCGCCAAGAAAAGUGCCACAUUACUAGAUACCCGGUCUUCAAGCUACUCCCGGUAAUAUUAGCGGUGUUGAUAUCCUGGUUGACGUGCCUUGUUCUCACACUGACAAACGUGUUCCCACCUGAUCCCGACCAUCCGGCCUUUCAAACGCGUACAGACGCCCGCCUUUCCGUCCUCCCGUCCGCCAAGUGGUUCUACUUCCCCUAUCCAUUUCAGUGGGGAACUCCAACUAUCAGCGUCUCCAGCUAUAUGGCCAUGUUGGCCGCGACCUUCACCUCAAUUAUAGAGUCUACAGGCGAUUAUUACGCAUGCGCAAGAAUCUCGUGUGAGGCACCGCCCCCGGCGCACGCGGUCAACAGAGGAAUCCUGACGGAGGGGUUCGGUAGCAUAAUUUCCGGAAUCGUCGGCUCCGGCGGCGCUACGACCUCAUAUAGUCAGAACGUGGGAGCUAUUGGAUUUACUAAAGUGGCCAGUCGACGCGCGUUCCAAGUUGCUGGUCUUAUCUUUGUGGUGUGUGGCCUUUGUGGUAAGUUUGGGGCGGUACUGACUCUGCUGCCGGACCCUGUGCUGGGCGGAAUCGUGCUGGUCAGUUUCGGAAUGGUCACUUCCGUCGGCCUGUCCAACCUCCAGUUUGUGUCCCUCAAAUCCAGUAGGAACCUGGUCAUUAUUGGGUCGUCGCUGAUUAUUGGGCUGAUGGCGCCCAGAUACAUACAAGACAACCCAGGGUGUAUUAAUACGGGUUACUCUGAAGUAGAUCGGGUGUUGACAGUUCUUCUGAGCACAGCCAUGUUUGUUGGUGGCUUCAUUGGGUUUGUCUUGGACAACACGGUGCCAGGGACGGACGAAGAGCGAGGAGUCCGUGCAUGGCGGAAGAGUUAUGCCGUCGGUGGCAAUAGCGUACUGCCGUCGGCUGAGGGAGACAGCACGUACGAUCUGCCGUACAUCAUGGGUUGCCUCCGGCGGAUGCGAUGGACCAGAUACAUCCCCUUCUUGCCUACUUUCAGCGUCGGAGCCGGCAAAAAACUUUUUUGCAAUAAUUGCUCAUGUUGUAAAAAGUCGAAAUCUUGAUAUCUAUAUUGUGAUAUAUUAUGAAAUGUAUAACGUGUAUUGAUCUAUAUCAUAUAUAUAGCAGAUCUAUAAUGAACUAUAACCAUAUCACACAUUAUGUAA